Molecule: messenger RNA, 885 nt
Organism: Aplysia californica (California sea hare)
Lineage: Eukaryota; Metazoa; Mollusca; Gastropoda; Aplysiida; Aplysiidae
Product: cell wall protein DAN4-like
Exons: 3
Coding region: 1-885 (294 amino acids)
Source: RefSeq, a predicted model, not a curated record
AUGGUUUUGAGAAUAACUAGCAGUCCAGUGAUCAUUGCAUUGCUGUUCAUCGCAACCGCUGUUCACGACAGCAAAGGGCAGAGCUCCACAGAAGCGACCACUGCAGUCACCGCGACUGCCUCCACCAGCACAGCCUCAGCCACAGCCUCGUCUACAGCCUCAGCCACGAGCUCAGCGACGUCUACUUCCGCCCCACAGCCUACGUCAACUGACGUCACGGUCGGAAUCUCAACAGAUUCUACUUCUGCAAGCCCCACUGGCGCCACAGCUUCUACCACAAGCGGUCCCACACCCACAGCUUCAGCUGACAGCACAACAACAUCAUCACCUACGGCCACGUCGAUAGCAACAUCCGCAACAGCAUCCACGUCUCAGACGGCGGCGCCCACUUCGACAACCGCUGGUCCUGUCAUCCCUGGAGGUCCUGACACACCAAACACCAACACCCAGCCUGACACUGUACACGUUACCACCACUACUACGGCGGCACCAACCACUACUGCCGCACCCACCACAACCACGGCAGUUGCAGAAGUACCAACAACAACAACCAGCGCUCCUGUUGUGAGCACUCCCAGGCAGCAGCAAGACCCAGGCCCCAGCACCGGCGCCGGGACCUCCAACCCUUACACUGGAGGCCGGUACAGUCAGAGACCAGCCCCGAUUCAGCUAACUCCUCAACAAAGAAUGAUGUCGAGUUUCCCGUUCCUCUUCUACGGACAAGAUAUUUUCCCCUACAUGUACUUCCUAAACGACCAGGCUCAAAAUCGUGGACAAGGGUCGAGGUCUUCAGUUGCCAACAGCGUCGCUCCUCUUUAUGCCGCAGGGAUGGAUAUGGACGCUCUUUUUCCGUACUACUACCUCAACCGUAUUGGAGAUAAGUGA